Rhizoctonia solani is the source of this 957-nucleotide messenger RNA. RefSeq lists its product as uncharacterized. Bases 1 to 957 code for a protein of 318 amino acids. NCBI's taxonomy places the organism in Eukaryota, Fungi, Basidiomycota, Agaricomycetes, Cantharellales, Ceratobasidiaceae. The record is from RefSeq and is a predicted model, not a curated record. The transcript is spliced from 3 exons.
AUGUCUUCCGCUCCACCUACGCCCGAAGUACCCAAGGUCCAACAGGUACUUCAUGUCUACGCAAAGUCGGUCCUGUCAUGCACAUUUGGUCGGUCAGCAGCGUCUAGUCGAACAGGUGUUGCUCCUCCGCCUUCUUAUCAGUCGGUCACUGUCAACGGCGUAACUACACUUCUGUACCUCAACUCGCGUGACGGGACAAUACGUACCGUUGGGAGCGUGAAUGGGAUGGGACCUUCGCCCAGGAGGGAGCGAAAAAGUCGAAUAACCACCGGGAUUGAGCAAGGACCUCAAAUUCAGGUAUUUUUAUCUAUUCUUCGUUUCUUCAUUCUCGUGCUCAUGGGGGCACGGAUAAAACCGGACAGGUCAGACACACAGAGUCGCGAUACCGCUGGCGGGUUUCCCUUCACAGUCUAUACUAUAUUCGAUGCUUCUGCACCUCCAGGCCCAACUCCUGCGCAUACCUGCCUGGGGCAACUCACCAUUCGGGACCUUCAAAAGCCUACUAAUACACUGGGUAAAUUUGACCCAGCACGCCUUCGAUUCUUUGGAGGCUCAGAUUCUCAUAAGAAGGAUGGCAACAUGAUUGUUCGCCUUGAAAUCCGGACACGAGAUAAACCUAUGAUUGACAAGAUUGUCUUUGGCUCUUUGCUCAUUAUCGCAGGCAAGCACCCGGUCGAAGCCGACUCACGUGUCGAAGCGGAUCGUCUACUGUCUUCCGCCCAAAACGAAUGGGACGCUCCACCAGCUUUGUCGAACCUCGCCACUCCAUUGUUGAGCCCAAAUCCCUCAGGUGAACACCUUCCGCUAGACGGCGCGAAUGCUGCAGCACCCCAGUAUGGAGAUGACGGUGGCUCAAAAGAUAAACUUCUUCCUUUGCCCGAGGAUCCAUUUUCUCAGGAUUUGCCUGUGGCCGGCCCAAGCACAGCUGGUCCCUCUCGCUCAGCUGUAGCUGCUUGA